GCAGGUGUCCACUGUGACAGUGUGUGUGAGGACGGACGCUGGGGACCGAACUGCUCCUACAGCUGCACCUGUGAGAACGGAGGCUCCUGCUCCCCUGAGGACGGCUCCUGUGUGUGCGCUCCCGGCUACCGAGGCACCAACUGCAGGCGAACAUGUUCUCCGGGUUUCUUCGGCCAUCGCUGCAGCCAGUCGUGUCCUCAUUGUAUCCACAGUGACGGGGCGUGCCACCACAUCAGCGGCCAUUGUGAAUGUCUGUCGGGCUUCUUCGGCUCGCUCUGUAAUCAAGUGUGUCCCAGUGGGAAGUUUGGCAAAGCCUGCUCCGAGGCCUGUCUGUGCACCAACAACAGCACCUGUAACCCGAUCGACGGCUCGUGUCAGUGCUACCCGGGAUGGAUCGGCGAGGACUGCUCCAAACCCUGUCCUCAGGGCUCGUGGGGCCCGGACUGCAUCCACACAUGUAACUGUCACAACGGAGCCCAGUGCAGCGCCACGGACGGAGAGUGUGACUGCAGCCCCGGAUGGACGGGACUCUACUGUACUCAGCGCUGUCCGACGGGUUUCUACGGCUCGCAGUGUGCCGAGGUGUGUCGCUGUCAGAACGGGGCGGACUGCGAUCACAUCAGCGGACAGUGUUCCUGCAGGACGGGCUUCAUCGGACAGAGCUGCGAGCUCAAGUGUCCUGCGGGGACGUUCGGUUACGGCUGUCAGCAGCUGUGCGAGUGCAUGAACAACGCCACCUGUGACUACGUGACGGGAACGUGCUACUGCAGCAUCGGAUUCAAGGGAAUCCGCUGUGACCAGGCCGCCCUGAUGAUGGAGGAGCUGAACCCUUACACUAAGAUCAGCCCGGCUCUGGCGUCGGAGCGGCAGUCGGCCGGCGCCGUCCUGGGCAUCAUCUUCCUGCUGCUGCUCAUCAUGGCCAUGCUCAGCCUCGUCGUCUGGUUCCGGUACCGGCAGAGAGACAAAGGCCACCACGUGCCGAACGUCACGUACACGCCCGCCCUGCACAUCAACUCCACCGACUACUCGCUCUCAGACUACAUGAAGGGUUCCUUGUCCAGCACGUGCUCCCUCAACAGCGAGAACCCGUACGCCACCAUCAACGACCCGCCCGGCCUCUGCAAACACUCCGAGAGCAGCUACGUGGAGAUGAAAUCACCGGCUCACCACGAUCACAUGACCCACUGCUGCUCCGCCGCCAUCAUCACCACGACCACCAGCACCACCACCACGCCCGCCAAGAACGUCUACGACAUGGAACCAACCAUCAGUAUCGUCCAGGGUGCCGGCACCGUGGUGGUUCCCACUUACCCUCAGAACCCGUACGACCUGCCCAGGAACAGCCACAUCCCGAGCCACUACGACUUGCUGCCGGUGCGCCCGAGCCCCUCUCACAGCCACAGCCCUCCGCUGCCCGGCAGCCCCACCAGCUCGCUGCUCUAGACCUCAACUCCCAGCACCUCAGACUGGACACUGGACCAGUGCUCCCAGUUCAUCCAGAGCCAGAAAACUGUGAACCGGGACAUGACAUGGAUUUUUUUUAAAGCAGAGGAACAUUCAGAGGACAGAAGUACAUAUUUAGUUUGAACUAAUAUUUAUUUAUUUAUUCCUCGUGCUGCUGUUUGAUAUUUUAUCACUGUAUAUUAUCUAAAGUAUUUGUUUCUCAAUACUACAUAUUUGUGUCGUAUUGUAAAUUCCCCGUCAUCGACAGACAGAGGGAAUAUACACGGACGGUACGUAUGCACACAAGUAUGCCGUUUUUGUCUGGUACGCUCGUCUCUUUGUCUUUUUUGAUACGUCCUGAGUCAGAAGAUCGAGUUCGAAGGACGGCAGGAAAAGAAAAGUGACGGAGUGACUCUGUAAAUUUGUCUGAGAAGCGUGUGCAGAGACUCGCUGCACGCCUGGAUCGAGUGGAUCUACCAAACUCGUACAAAGAAUCAUGAAGACUGUUCGGCCUGCGGUGCAAACAAACUGAUUAAACUCCCAGAAGAAAACACGCAAAGUCGCACCUGGUCAGAUUUACACUACCUGUACAGUUCUGGUAUUUUUACACAUCGUUUCUUAUUUCCUGUUUACAUAUUUAAAGAUCUCGCCUGGGAUCCAUAUUUUCUCUCUGAACUUCUCUUUUUGUAUGUACUGUAGACAGAGUGCUGUAUUGGCUGUACACUUACUGUACACUAGUGUUUAUUAUAAUUAUGAUUAUUGUGAUUUUCUUUCGUAGUGUCAAGCUUAAUACACAUGCAUGCCAAAGAUUAUUGGAGAUAUCAUAGUUAGCCAGGAAUACCCUGAUUGUGUUCUUUGGUGAUUAUUGUCAUCUGACUGUCUGAACAUGGGAACAACGCCGAUCUGAAACAUGGUUUUUAUUAGGAAUGUGGAAAGUGUCCAUCGCCCAAGAUGACAUCUUCAAAUGUCUCAUUUGUCUGAUCGACAGUCCAAAAUUCAGCUACAGUCACAUGAGGGAAGGAAAAGCAGAAAAUUUUCCAUCCAUCCAUUUCCUCUCGCUCAUCCAGGGUUGGGUCACGGUGGCAGCAGGUUCAGCGGUACGUUCCAGACGUCCUCCUGGAGGAUCCCGAGGCAUUCCCAGGCCAGAUAGGCUAUGAAGUCCUUCUAGCGGGUUCUGGGUGUGCCCCAGGGCCCCUAAUCUCCCUCCAGAUGUCCAAGACCUUGUGUCCUUUUGGUCACUACCCAAAGCUCAUGACCAUAGGUGAGGGUUGGAACGUAGAUGGACUGGAAGCUUUGCCUUCCAGCUCGGCUCCCUCUGAACCACAACUGUUCACGUCUGCAAUACUGCCGAUGCUGCUCCAACUCGCCGGUCCAUCUCAUGCUCUGUUUUCCUGUCACUGGUUAACAACACCUCGAAAUACUUGAAGUCCUUCGCUUGGGGCAGCAACUCGCUUCUAACCCGGAGGCAGCAUUCCACCGCUUGGAGCUGCCACAUGCUUGGCUGCAAUUGCGCGCUGAAGGUCACCGCCUGAUGAAGCCAACAGAACCACGUGAAGUUCCUAACCCGGACACUGUCCUCACCCAGGCGGCGUCUUGAAGUCCCGUCCAUGAAUGUCACAAACAGAAUCAGGGACGAGGGGCAACCUUGGCGGAGUCCAACACCCGCUGAGAACGUAGCAACCCCCACAGCGCCCCCCAUAGUCCAUCGGCAUAGUCCUGUCAUGUUUCUGUCGAUCAGUUAAUUGGCUAAUUGUUUCAGCAACCGUCAAGAUUUCAAUAAUUAAACUUUUUAAUUUACUUAAACUUCCUCCUCGACUCUGUCAUCACAGGUUUUUUAGAUUUUUGUUCCCAGACACAAUCAAAUGUUUCUAAUCUUAAUCUUAAUGUAGCAACCUCACAUACAUACGAAACAAAGCCGUGAUGUCUGAGAUCCUUCUGUUUGAAUAUGUUAUGAUGACACAUUGGCAAACAGCAAUAACAGGACAUGUUGACAAUCAGAUGUGAACAGCUUUGUCGGUUUUUCCUCCUUUUGUUCCGUUAGCUCUGACUUCCUCGUACGUCUUUGAUCCCAUGAUAGUUUGAGCUUCAGUAGAUGUAUCGAGUUCUGCUUGUCGGUCUUUUGUUUCAAACUCUAAACUCAAUAAAGUUGUCAUAGCUCAGGG
Molecule: messenger RNA, 3605 nt
Organism: Larimichthys crocea (large yellow croaker)
Lineage: Eukaryota; Metazoa; Chordata; Actinopteri; Sciaenidae
Product: multiple epidermal growth factor-like domains protein 11
Exons: 9
Source: RefSeq, a predicted model, not a curated record